This is a messenger RNA of Schizosaccharomyces osmophilus, 2148 nucleotides long. RefSeq names its product cytoplasmic glutamate-tRNA ligase Gus1 (gene gus1). The transcript has a single exon. Gene Ontology annotation, molecular function: ATP binding; glutamate-tRNA ligase activity. Gene Ontology annotation, biological process: glutamyl-tRNA aminoacylation; translation. Lineage: Eukaryota; Fungi; Ascomycota; Schizosaccharomycetes; Schizosaccharomycetales; Schizosaccharomycetaceae. The record is from RefSeq and is a predicted model, not a curated record. The coding region runs from base 1 to 2148 and encodes 715 amino acids. Gene Ontology annotation, cellular component: cytosol; cytoplasm; methionyl glutamyl tRNA synthetase complex.
AUGUCGCUCACGGUAGCUCUUAAAGCAAAACCUAUUGCCUACAGUGCAAUUGCUUUUGCUGAAUUUGUAAACGCUUCUGGCCUAGGUCAUAUUGCUACUAAAUUUGAAGAUGUCAAUCUGAUUGACAAUGCCGACAAGGCAAGCAGCGUUGCUGUUGACUUAAAUGGCAACAAUAAAGUGUAUGGAUCCGAAAAUGUCGUCAACAGUUUUCUUGAAAAGUUCCCCGAUCUUUUUUUGGGAAAGAAUGAAAAAUCAUCCGUUCAAACCUGGAUUGAGUUAGCUGCUGCCUUGGCUCCUUCUCAUAACUUUAUGGAAGUUUCAAAUUUGUUGGCACAAUUAGAUGACCAUUUAAUUAUGCGCACUCUCUUUGUUGGUUAUUCUUUAACCAUUGCCGAUAUGGCUGUUUGGGGAGCUUUGAAGGCUAACAACAUGGCUGCUGGUGCCGUCCGUACUGGUCAAUAUCAUAAUCUUGCUCGUUGGUAUAGAUAUAUGGAUACUCAAAAGCCCUUUGCCGUUACUUUGGAAAACUUUACCAAGUCUGUUAAUUCCAGCAAGAAGCAAAAAUCUUCUGGUCCCAACUACGAAAUUGGCCUUCCAGAUGCUAUAGAUGGAAAGGUUGUUACCAGAUUUCCUCCCGAGCCCAGUGGUUACUUGCACAUUGGCCAUGCUAAAGCUGCUCUCUUGAACGAGUACUUUGCCAAGAAGUAUCACGGUAAGCUCAUUGUUCGUUUUGAUGACACCAAUCCUAGCAAAGAAAAUGCUGAAUUCCAAGACUCGAUUUUGGAAGAUAUUGCUUUGCUCGGUAUUAAGCCCGACGUCAUAACUUAUACCUCUGACUAUAUGGAUAAAAUCCACGAUUUGUGUAUUGAGAUGAUUAAGUCUGGCCAUGCUUAUGCUGAUGACACCGAGGUUGAACAAAUGCGUGCUGAGAGAAACGAAGGUAUCCCUAGCAGAUACCGCGAACGUCCCGUCGAAGAAUCUCUUGCUGUUUUUUCUGAAAUGGAUAAGGGAUCUGAUUUAGGUUUGAAGAAUUGCAUCCGUGCUAAGAUCUCCUAUGAAAACCCCAACAAAGCUCUUCGUGAUCCCGUAAUUUAUCGUUGUAACUUGUUGCCUCAUCAUCGCACUGGUACCAAGUAUAAAGCUUAUCCUACUUAUGACUUUGCUUGUCCAAUUGUUGACUCUACUGAGGGCGUCACUCACGCUUUACGUACCACUGAAUAUCGUGAUCGUAACCCCAUGUAUCAAUGGAUGUUGAAGGCUAUGAACCUUCGCAAGGUCCACGUUUGGGAAUUCUCUCGUAUGAACUUCGUCCGCACUCUCCUUAGUAAGCGUAAGCUUACCGCCCUUGUUGACCAUGGCUUAGUUUGGGGCUGGGAUGAUCCUCGUUUCCCUACUGUUCGUGGUGUCCGUAGACGCGGUAUGACUAUUGAAGCUUUGCAACAGUAUAUUAUUUCUCAAGGUCCUAGUAAAAAUAUUUUGACUCUUGACUGGACUUCUUUCUGGGCUACUAAUAAGAAAAUAGUUGAUCCAAAUGCUCCUCGUCAUACUGCUAUUGCAGAAGAAGGACUUGUGAAAGCUACCCUUACUAACGGUCCUGAGGCUCUUUACACAAAAGACCGUCUCAAGCAUAAGAAGAACCCUAACUUGGGUAGCAGAGAUGUUGUUUACUCUCGUGACAUUUUGAUUGAGCAAGCUGAUGCUUCUGCUUUGAAUAAGGAUGAAGAAUUUACUUUGAUGGACUGGGGUAAUGCUUAUGUUAGAGAAAUUACUCAUGACGUUUCCGGUAAAGUUACCGCAUUGAAGUUGGAACUUCAUUUGGAAGGUGACUUUAAGAAGACCGAAAAGAAGGUCACUUGGUUGGCUGAUACCGGGGACAAAGUACUUGCUGAUCUCGUCGAUUUUGACUACUUGAUUACUAAGGAUAAGCUUGAGGAAGAAGAUGAUUACAAGAAUUUCUUGACUCCUAAGACUGAAUUCCACACUUCUGUUUAUGCAGACAAUGCUGUCAAGGACUUGAAGAAAGGAGAUAUCGUUCAAAUUGAGCGUAAGGGUUAUUUCAUUGUGGAUUCUCCCUUCGAUGGCAAGGGUAUUUCUUUCUUCAACAUUCCUGAUGGCAAGACUGUCAACCGUUACGGAACAAAAAAUUAA